Molecule: messenger RNA, 2118 nt
Organism: Aspergillus pseudotamarii
Lineage: Eukaryota; Fungi; Ascomycota; Eurotiomycetes; Eurotiales; Aspergillaceae
Exons: 3
Coding region: 1-2118 (705 amino acids)
Molecular function (GO): carboxypeptidase activity
Source: RefSeq, a predicted model, not a curated record
AUGAAAGGGCAGCCCCCACCUUCGAUCGAUUCCCUUCGGGGCCGCCAACUAACCCUAUUCUUCUCUUUCUGCUCGAUCCUUCUCUGCCUAUCUUUCUAUCAACACCUCCCCCGCUGCAUUCCACUUCUCCAACGACAGCAUCAAUCACAUGCCCAUUUCAACCUCGAACAACUGCUGCUCUCCGUCCCUGACCCGGCCAAAGCCCGUCAAUGGAGCUCCUACUACAGCUCUGAGCCCCAUUUCGCAGGCCAGUGCCUUCCCAACGGCCUCUGGACGCAGGCAAAAUGGAAGGAGUUUGGCGUCGAGACGACUUCUCUCCACUCCUAUCCUCUUCCAUACCCAAUGCCGAUGCCCGUGUCUUCUCGUCUGGCUCUUCUCAACCAGGCCAACGGACAGGUGCUGUAUGAGGCCGAGUUGACUGAAAAUGUCACCGAUGUCAACCCUCUCACGGGCGAGACAGUGGCAUUUCCUCCAUUCAUGUCCUUUUCUCCGAGCUAUAACACCACUGCCUCGGUUGUCUACGCCAACCACGGCACGCUCGAGGAUUUCGAGGAUCUGGCCCGGGCGAACGUCAGUGUUGCGGGGAAGCUCGCUAUUGUCAAGUUCAAUAUGCCGGCGGAAAAAUUCUACGGCAUCUCUCAGCAGACGGGGGUUGUGGGGUGGGUUGUCUAUAUGGAUCCCCAGUAUGAUGGGGAAAUCACCGAGGAAAAUGGCUAUCUCCCAUAUCCCCAGGGUCCGGCUCGGGCUCCAACCAGUGUCCUUGCACUGAGUAGGGUGCAAUUUAGCGAGGGUAAUCCACCGGUUCCUAUCAUGCUUAUUUCCUUUGCGGAUGCAGUUCCCAUCUUGAAAGCCUUGAACGGGAUUGGGCCAAGAGCGGAUGACUUGGGCGUGAGAUGGCAGGGCGGGCAGCUUGGACACCGUGGCGUGGAAUAUAAUGCUGGUCCGUCAUCCGCCGAUGUGGUGUUGAAUAUGCAAAACGAAAUAAAGGACACCCAAGCGACUCUGUAUACCGUGAUUGGGGAGAUCCAAGGCGUAAUCACCGAUGAGGUCGUUAUCAUCGGUAACCACCGUGAUGCAUGGGCAUCAGGCGCCAGUGAUCCCGGCAGCGGCUCUGCCUGCUUGAAUGAGGUUAUCCGCAGCUUUGGCCAGGCUGUCCAGCAAGGCUGGCAACCUCUCCGGACGCUCAUUUUCAUCAGCUGGGAUGGUAAUGAACCAGGCUUGCUGGGAUCCACAAACUGGGUUCAGGAGAACCUCCCCUGGUUAUUUAACCAGACAGUCGCGUACAUAGAAACUGUCACCGCUGUCUCAGGCCAUGACCUCUAUAUUCAAUUCAGCCCAUUACUGGCUCCGCUUGUGCGUGAUGUGACGGGCCAGGUUCAAUCUCCCAACCAGACUAUACCCGGCCAGACGGUGCUGGAUGUCUGGGGUGGCGUGCUGCAGCGAGAAGGUGGCGGGGAUGCAAAUCCAUUUGUACAAAAGACCAUCACGGCCGGCCAGUUUGGCUUUAGACGAGGGCCCCGGGACGCUGUCUGGCACAAGCAUUCCGGUUUCGACACUGUCCAGUGGAUGGAUAGAUUUGGGGAUCCUACCUGGCAAUACCACACUACAGCUGCCCAGAUCUGGGCGCUGCUCGCGGCUCGACUGGUCGAUACCCCGGUCUAUCCAUUCAGCGUCACUGAAUAUGCCGUCUCGUUGCACCGGUACCUCGCUAGUAUCCAACGCCUGGCGGAUGAGAAGAGUUUCCACUUCGAUUUCCAUCCGCUGUACGAGGCUCUCGUACGCCUUCACAGCAUUGCGCUGCAGUUCGACGCAGAGGCGGACAUUCUCAGGGAAGACCACGCUUCUUGCAAAUCGAGAUCGAACGACCUCGCCACCAAAACGCAAGCCAUCAAUACCAAAUACCGCCUGUUUGAACGCCAAUUCUACUUUGAGGAUGAUGUGGGCGAUCCAGACCACAAUCAUGUGGUUUUCAACCUCAUCUCACGGGGCAAGAGAUUUCAGGCCGAGCUUCCAGACCUAUGGAACGCGGUUGAAGCGAGGAAUGUGACUGAGACAGAGAAAUGGCACAGCAUUGUCAGGUCGAAAGUGGAGGAUGCUACCGCUUAUCUCCAAUCAUAA